Molecule: messenger RNA, 807 nt
Organism: Mesorhabditis spiculigera
Lineage: Eukaryota; Metazoa; Nematoda; Chromadorea; Rhabditida; Rhabditidae
Source: the annotation of a GenBank genome assembly
AUGAAUGCGGCCUUCGUUUUGUUAUUUUUUGGGUUAUCAGAGGCGAUCACGAUGGAGUGUCGGAACUUAGCGACAAACGUCGACAAAACCAAAUUCCAAUGCCUUCCCCGCUACUUUGCAUACAUUUUCCCGCUUGUCAAAAGCCUGGGCGACGUUGAUAUGCAAAAACGAUUGUUCGAAGCCUCAAAAGAAAUUGUCACAACGUGUAGCCAACAUAGUACAGCUCAAAAUGAGAGCUACGUCGCAUUUCCAAGUCGCACAUGGCGAAUCGAUCGGAAUGAUGAAUUUUACAACAUGACUGAGCUUUUGGCAGAGAAGAGCGUUGAUGGACCGAUUUAUCAAUAUAUCGUGCAAAAUGAUACAAUCCAGACCCUAGAUGAUAUGAGGGAAUUAUUGGUCUGUUUCUUGAAUCGUGAUGUUGUCGAAAAACCCGAAGUUCAGCCGGCCGUAAUUUUUCUGUUUGCGCUCGAUUAUGAUGAAAUUAUAAGCCAAUAUAACAUUACUACCGUGUCGGCUUUUUGGGAGGAUGUCAUGGGAGAAUUUGUUAAGAACGAGGUUAUAGUCCGGGUUGUUAUAGUUCAGGAUAGUUCCUUGUCGAAGACGGUUUCCGAGCUGUUCAGCGCCAUCGAGAAGAAAUACACCGGAUGGUUCAAUUUUACAGCUAACCCGAUGACCGACAAGAAUUACAUCCAGAAAAAUUAUGGCAUGUGCGAGGUUUUGGAGAAAAAGGCUGGUGGGAGAACCGGAGGUGUCGUGCUGGCAUUCAUGAUUUGUUCUCUUGGUUAUGUGUUUUCGAAUUCGAAUAAA